CGGCAGGGGGCGGGCCGGGGGGCGGGGCUUAAUUCCCGCCCCGGCAGCGCCCCCUGUCGGGCCGGCGGCGGGCGGUGCUGAUGGCGGCGCCGCGGCGGUGACUCGCCGAUAAUUUGCGGGUGAUACAUGUGCAAGUGCCUCAUGUUUCUCCUACAAGAUGUGUUCCACAAAUCCGGCAAACUGGGUCACCUUUGAUGAUGAGCCACUCUUCCAGUCGCCUCAGAAAUUGGCUGAUAAUCAGAGUAGCUGUAAAGCCAAUGGCCUUAAACUCAAUCUCUCUAGCAUGCAUGAGUCUUCAAGUAGAUCAUCUUCUACAGGCAGCACUCCGCUCUCAUCUCCUGUAGUUGACUUCUACCUAAGCCCUGGACCCCCAAGCAACUCUCCACUUACUACACCUACCAGAGAAUACCCACCAAGUCCAUGCAUCCCAAAACCUGGGAUUCACAUCCUUUAUCCCAUCCCUGAAUGGCCACCAAACGUUAACCUUCCAUCACCCAUGACUUGCUCAUCCCUAACCUCACAGAAACCCAGCGGCCUUCCUUUGAACACCUCACCUAAUGACCAUCCAGGUAAGACUCUGGUUUCCAAAUCAACAGAUGAAGGAAGCCCUAACCCACCAGGAAGCUGUGAGGAAUUAGAAGAGUUGUCCUCAGCACACGGGGGCUUCCCAUACUUCCAGAGUGACUGUGCUUUUUCCAGUCCUUUUUGGAAGGAAGGAGGCUCACUCAGCACAUCACCAGCUAAUGUUAGCAUGCACAGGAAGGACAGAUCACUCGACAAGAGCAUCUGCUACCCUAAAGACAAAGAAACUUGCCACGAUCAGAAAAGCCUUAACCAGGGCUCCUUCAGCUACAUCUGCGAGAGGCUUGAACACCUGCAAGCCGACAGCUGUGAUGCCCUGGGAAGCCCACCUGAACCCAGCGCCCAUGCGUGGCACAAGCUCUCCCCGGCUGUCCCACACAGCCUCUUCAGGAGCCAGAGGGCAGAUGGGUGGCCGUUCAUGCUGAGGAUUCCCGAAAAGAAGAACAUGAUGUCAUCUCGGCAAUGGGGCCCUAUUUACCUUAGUGUCCUAGCUGGAGGCGUGUUGCAGAUGUAUUAUGAAAAGGGCCUGGAGAAACCUUUCAAGGAAUUCCAGCUGCAGCCACACUGCAAGCUGUCCGAACCCAAAUUAGAGAGCUAUAAUGUCUCAGGAAAAAUCCAUACAGUGAAGAUUGAGUGCGUGUCUUACACAGAGAAAAGGAGGUAUCAUCCCAAAGUAGAAGUGACCCAUGAACCAGAGGUUGAGCAGAUGUUAAAGCUGGGUACCACAGAUUAUAAUGACUUCAUUGAUUUCCUCGUAACGGUUGAGGAAGAGCUGAUGAAACUUCCUUCAAUUUCUAGACAAAAGAGGAAUUAUGAGGAGCAGGAAAUGACUCUGGAGAUAGUGGAUAACUUUUGGGGGAAAGUUACUAAGGUGGACGGAAAACUCGUAGAAAGUGCCGUCAUCACACACAUUUACUGCUUGUGUUUCGUGAAUGGAAAUGCCGACUGCUUUCUAACCCUGAAUGACCUGGAGCUCCAGAAAAGGGACGAGCGUUACUUUGAGAAGGAGGAGGAGAAGAAAUGGAUCGAUAUUCUCGAUUGCCAUUUCCAUAACUGUGUCAAAGUGCAGGAAUUCGACCAAUCGCGAAUUAUUAAGUUUACGCCCCCGGAUGCCUGUAGGCUGGAACUGAUGCGUUUCAGGACACGGUAUAAUGGGCAAGACCUUCCCUUUUCUGUGAAGGCUUUGGUAGUUGUUCAGGGGGCAUGCGUUGAACUUCAGGCUUUUAUAAACAUGUCUUCAACUGCUCUGAUUCCAACACGUUCGCCCGCUGUGAAAUACUGUGAAAAUGUUAUGAUACGCUUUCCCGUUCCCACACAGUGGGUCAAAGCACUUUGGACCAUGAACCUCCAACGGCAGAAGUCCUUAAAAGCAAAAAUGAAUAGGAGAGCAUGCCUUGGCUCCUUACAUGAGAUUGAAUCUGAUCCUGUAAUACAAGUCUCGGUUGGAACAGCAAAAUACGAGAGUGCCUACAGGGCUGUUGUAUGGAAGAUAGACAGGCUUCCAGAUAAAAACUCAAGUUCAGAUCAUCCACACAGCCUGUCUUACAAACUAGAACUCGGAUCAGACCAGGAAAUCCCAUCUGACUGGUAUCCAUUUGCUACUGUCCAGUUUGUCGUUCAUGAUACCUGUGCCUCAGGAACAGAAGUCAAGUCACUGGGGAUAGAGAGCGACGUGCAGCCCCAGAAACACGUGGUUCAGAAAGCUUUUUACAAUUGCCAGGUGGAAAUUGAAAAGAAGUGGAUUAGGCUUGAUGGAGAAGAUCCAGAUAAGGCUGGCAACUGCCUAAUGCAGUAACGGAGGACAGGAGGCAUGGUCACAGAAUAUUAGUAGGAAUCAAUUUACAUAGGAAAUUCUAUUGUUAGAAGAAGUACAGUGACCUAGUUUAGGAUAAACAUGGUCAUAGAAUUUUUCUGGGUUUUUUUGGUGCUUUUGGGUUUGAUUCUGCAAACCGGUACUGGUUUGACUGGCCUGCAUUCAAGUAAACUUCCUGUCAUAGGAAUAGUGGUAUGAGUAAGGUCUCCUUGUAAAGAGUUGCAAGAUGUGAGCGCUUAAUUGACUGAUUGUAAUAUAUUAUUUUCCUCUUGCAUAUCUAUGACUUAGGAAUGAUCUCAUACUCCAUAUUGAAACCUAAUGGUACUACUCAAAGACUUCAUGUCACUUGGACAUAUAAUAUUCAGCAAUAAAAACUGCCAGAAUGCUUAUGUGCAGACCAGCAUCUGUCCAGCAGGAACAAUUAGAUUUUUUAGUGGUGGUUGAAAAGUGAAGUCCCCCGUGUUUCUGCUCCCCUCGAUAUUUAUGAAUGGAACAAGUUGUAAUAUUAUUGUUACAAGAGCCUCAGUUAAUGAUUUGGAAACUGAGUGAUUUCAUUGGUAAAAUGGGAAAAGUCUCUCCACAAUAAUAUUCUUCAUUGUUCUGUGGCUGCAAGCGUUUCCUUCCCAGCACUUUAUAGGUUCACUCGAAGUAAUCUCUUGGGAAAAAAAACAUAUGGCAGAUAUGAUUGAAGUUUCUGUGCCAGCAUUAGACAAAUCUUUUCUCACUACUGCAGCAAGUGAGACAAAGUGACGAAUCCCCAGCAAGUGUAAAUCAGUCCAGGCCCAUUUCAUUUGAUGAAGCUUUGAGAGUUUGCACCAGCGGCGGGUUUUCCCCACAAAUGGAAGAAAUGGCUGGUUGCUGCCAUUUGCUGUGGGUCUUCCUUCAGGAUGCAAGUUCCAGAUGUUGAUUUGGAAGCUGCAGGAGCUGUUGCUUUGAGUUGCUUUUAAGACAGAGGUCAUGUCUUUCCAUGCAGCUGGCUCUGAAGGCAGAGUUUUCCAUGGGGAAGCAAAGCAGGGAUAGACUAUCGCAAGGGAAGGGAAGCUGUGAUGCUUCAACAGGCAGCUUGAGCUGUUCCCCCCAUAUCAAUCUGUUAACUGUGUUUUCCACAAAUUAUUGGCAUUUAGGGAAAAGUUUUUUCCUCUCAGCCACUAUCCCCUUUGUCAUUUUCUGCAGGCUGUAAUCCAGGUCUGAAAAAAUCGGGUAAAUUAAAAAAAUGCUCCUGAUACUUUUUCUUUUCCCUGCUGCAGUUUUCAUAAAAUUAUCCUUACUUCAAACUGAAAUUAGUGGAGAACAAAAAUAUAGUAAUGCACUAAAGCUCACUUUAUAUUUUGUCACAGCUUGUAACUGUUUAUGUGAACACUGUGUAAAAAUACAGAUAAAUGUUAUUCCCCAAAAGUAGAAAUAUGUGGGAUAUGCGCUGAGAAAAUUACCAGUCUGAGGAAACAGAAGGCCAUAAUAUGAACCUAGUUCAUCACAAUAAACUUUUCCCCCCAUUUGGAAGCUGAGAAUGAAAUGGGUAAUAGAUCCUAUAGUAAGUCCUGAGGGCAGGUUUUUUAUGGGUAUUGCAUUGCCAAAGCCCCAAAUAGACUAUUGUGGUAUUUUGGGUUCUCUGUAUAUCCCUUUUUAUUAGCACAUUAUAUUAUUAUAAAUCUAAGCAAGUGUUUGAGUGUAGUAGUGAUCCAAAUAUGUCUCAGCUGUUGUAUCCUCCAUCCAUGUUUUGACUUGAGAAGCCAUUAGCACCUUCAAGUCAUGUUUGGUUUGUUUUAUUCGUAUUUAAUUUUGUUUAUGUACUUCUCAGCUGAACUAAGAGGCACAGUGUGUGCUAUGGCAAAGUGUUUAUACUUACCAUCACAGCAGAGCUCUGCAGCUCGCUGAAGUCCAUGGUUAUACGAGAGCUACACUAUCUAUUAACCUCUUUGCUUGGUAAGGAAGAGGAAGCAAAAUAGGUGUUGCAGAUACCUGCGCUAACCUUUGUCUGAGGCUGACUUGUUUUGACUGACAUUGACACAGCUAAUUCAGUAACUCUGUUAGCAGUGGUAAUUGUCCAAAGCCUGCCUUGCCCAGCUGGCCCCUGUUUUUCUGUUGUGAAGAAGGAGGGGCAGCCAGGCUGUUCUGUGACCCUUUCACCUGAGGGUCCCUGUUGGUAGCACCCAUGUCCUGGGCAUCGGGUGGUGUUACAGGCCUGCAGAACCAACGCCUGCUUUUCUUCUGUCAGGUGUCUGCUGUGCCUUGGGAUGUGUUCAAGAGCCCAUGUAGCGCUGACCCCUCAAGAUAUGAGCUGUUGUUCUGAAUGGCUUAAGUGAUGAAAAGCCCCAUUACAUGCUUCCUGCUAGUGAGUCUGUAUUAUAUCUGGUGUCGUGCAAAUGAUCAUUCAGCCUUACUGAACUUGUUAACUUAAAAAGGUCAAGCUGCAGCUUUAUCUGUGUUGCACACUCUUGGAUUUCUAUCAAAGGCCUGCAAGACUCACCGUUAACUUUAAUCGGAAUUGGAUCAGGAUCACAGGGAAUUGAUUCCACAGAAAUAUUGCCACACUGAAAGAAAGUGACUCUGUUUCAUGCAUGACUUUCAGUUUAAACCUGACAAUUAGUGCAGCCUAAGGCUGAAUAAUUACCCUGUUCAGUCUCAAACUGAUGUUUAUAUGCCUUGCUGUCAGAGUAUUUUUUAAAUAGGCUGCAGUUUAAUUAAAGUAAGUUUGGGUUGUCUGACUUUUUUUUUCCCUCAUCAACUUCUAACUUCCUAUUCUAUUGCAACAUGCCAACAUAGAAACACCGUGGCUUGCUCUUUCUUCUGCAUUGUCAGAUGUCCUUGAGUGUGACCUACUGAACAAAAAUUCUGAAUGUUUAAGACUCAUUUGCUAACAUUUUCUACAAAUGCUAUAGCAGGUGACAGUGAGUAAACAUGCUGGCUUUGGCUCUUUAGAUAUCUGGGCUAUAGGGAGUCUAACUGAAUUUUGGGAGUGGAAUGGAGAAGAGGAACAUUUGCUAUGAGCUGUUGUGAUGCUCAGUGUCCGGCCAUCAGAAAGACUGGAGCUUUUCACACCUGCCAUCACUGAAAUGCUGCCAACAUUUUGGGUUGCUUACGAUACUGACACUUGGCUGACAUUUUCUACAGGGCAGUAUUUCAAUAUUACCUGUGUUUCCUUCACAGCGGACCAGCAGGAUUUGGGAUAUUUUAUAUUUUAAACAGAAAUUAAUGAGAACAGCUAUUUUUGUAGUGUGUUUGCCUUAUUUACAAAGUGUUUUACUUGCUGAAACCAACAAACUUUAUCUUUGCCUUCAUCUUUGUCAUACUAAUUGUAUUACUGUAGGUAAAUGGUACUUGAUGUAAUUUUAGAUUCAAACACCCAUUGAAGUCAAUGGAAGUCUUUUAACUGACAAAAUGGGAUCUGCAUCAAAGUCUCUAAGAAAAAAGGAGAGGCAAAAAAAAAAGAAGAAGAAAGGAAUAGUGAUAAUGGGCAGAAUAAAAAAAUAAAAACCCCAACACCAGUGCUAGUAAGUAAGCAAGCUGCUAUGCUUGCUUAUUCCAACCAGAAAAGAGCACAAAAGAGAGGAAAAGAGUUGCUACUGGGUGCCAAAACGGAAACUUUGCAGUGAUUGGGAAUGAUGGUCCCGCUGCUCCAGUGUAGCAGCUCCCAAGAAGUGAGAUGAUGCUUCAUUCCAUUGAACAUCGUGCCAAGCUGCUGUCAUCCUUAUGCUCCUCGCCUUAUUUUUUUUUCUAAAUUCCAUAUUAAUUGUCCAAAAGUACUUUACAUCUGAAAAUGUGUUUUCAUGUGUUGCUUUCAGUUGCAUAUGUUUUAUUUGAUGGACGACUUCACUGCAGUGUUGGUGUCCACACCUCUAUUUUACUUUAUUUGUCUUUUUUUUUGACUCAAGGCAGUAACUAACUGCUGCAGUUAGUAGUUCUUAGCCAUAAUUUUGAUAACUCUAAAGCAGUGCUGUUAUUCUUAAUGGAAAAUAUAAUUUUAUUUGGGUCUUUUGUCAGUGUAAGCAUAAACAGAUCAUGCUGAUAAUCUUGUAAUAACAUUUUGUAGAUUGCAUAUUGAUUAAAAAAAAUAAAGUUGUAUUUCAAACUA
Columba livia (rock pigeon) is the source of this 6467-nucleotide messenger RNA. It is a transcript of the gene STON1, whose product is annotated as stonin 1. Bases 158 to 2377 code for a protein of 739 amino acids. Lineage: Eukaryota; Metazoa; Chordata; Aves; Columbiformes; Columbidae. Gene Ontology annotation, biological process: synaptic vesicle endocytosis; regulation of endocytosis. Gene Ontology annotation, cellular component: clathrin-coated vesicle; synaptic vesicle. The record is from RefSeq and is a predicted model, not a curated record. The transcript has 4 exons. Gene Ontology annotation, molecular function: clathrin-cargo adaptor activity.